ACGCGGACAAGAUGGCGGCGGCAGCGGUCGACAGCGCGAUGGAGGUGGUGCCCGCUCUGGCCGAGGAGAACGCGCCGGAGCCGGCGGGCCUCAGCUGCCUCGUCAACCUGCCGGGCGAGGUGCUGGAGUACAUCCUGUGCAGCGGCUCGCUGACGGCCGCCGACAUCGGCCGCGUCUCCAGCACCUGCCGGCGGCUGCGCGAGCUGUGCCAGAGCAGCGGGAAGGUGUGGAAGGAGCAGUUCCGGGUGAGGUGGCCUACCCUUAUGAAACACUACAGCCCCACCGACUACGUCAAUUGGUUGGAGGAAUACAAAGUUCGGCAGAAGGCUGGCUUGGAAGCCCGGAAGAUCGUGGCCUCGUUCUCCAAGAGGUUCUUUUCGGAGCAUGUUCCUUGUAACGGCUUCAGUGACAUUGAGAAUCUUGAGGGACCAGAGAUAUUUUUUGAAGAUGAACUGGUGUGUAUCCUGAAUAUGGAAGGAAGGAAAGCUUUGACCUGGAAGUACUACGCAAAGAAAAUUCUUUAUUACCUGCGGCAACAGAAAAUCCUGAACAAUCUGAAGGCCUUUCUUCAGCAGCCUGAUGACUAUGAAUCGUACCUUGAAGGCGCCGUGUACAUCGACCAGUACUGCAAUCCGCUGUCUGACAUCAGCCUCAAAGACAUCCAGGCCCAGAUCGACAGCAUCGUGGAGCUUGUCUGCAAAACCCUCCGGGGCAUCAACAGUCGCCACCCCAGCUUGGCCUUCAAGGCAGGUGAGUCCCCCAUGAUCAUGGAAAUAGAGCUCCAGAGCCAGGUGCUGGAUGCCAUGAACUACGUCCUGUAUGAUCAGCUGAAGUUCAAGGGGAAUCGAAUGGAUUACUACAACGCCCUGAACUUAUACAUGCACCAGGUUCUGAUCCGCAGAACAGGAAUCCCCAUCAGCAUGUCUCUGCUCUACCUGACAAUUGCCCGGCAGCUGGGAGUCCCCCUGGAACCGGUCAACUUCCCAAGUCACUUCUUACUAAGGUGGUGCCAAGGCGCCGAAGGGGCAACCCUGGACAUCUUUGACUACAUCUACAUCGACGCCUUUGGAAAAGGCAAGCAGCUGACAGUGAAAGAGUGUGAAUACCUGAUAGGCCAGCAUGUGACCGCGGCGCUGUAUGGUGUGGUCAACGUGAAGAAGGUGCUGCAGCGGAUGGUGGGGAACCUGCUGAGCCUGGGGAAGCGGGAAGGCAUUGACCAGUCGUACCAGCUCCUGAGAGACUCCCUGGACCUGUACCUGGCCAUGUACCCGGACCAGGUGCAGCUGCUGCUCCUGCAAGCCAGGCUGUACUUCCACCUGGGAAUCUGGCCAGAGAAGUCUUUCUGUCUUGUCUUGAAGGUGCUUGACAUCCUGCAGCACAUCCAAACCCUUGACCCCGGGCAGCACGGGGCGGUGGGCUAUCUGGUGCAGCACACCCUGGAGCACAUCGAGCGCAAGAAGGAGGAGGUAGGCGUGGAGGUUAAGCUGCGCUCCGAGGAGAAGCACAGGGAUGUCUGCUACUCCAUCGGGCUCAUUAUGAAGCACAAGAGGUACGGCUAUAACUGCGUCAUCUACGGCUGGGACCCCACCUGCAUGAUGGGACACGAGUGGAUCCGAAACAUGAACGUGCACAGCCUGCCUCACGGGCACCACCAGCCCUUCUAUAACGUGCUGGUGGAGGAUGGGUCCUGUCGAUACGCAGCCCAAGAAAACUUGGAAUACAAUGUGGAGCCUCAGGAAAUCUCGCACCCCGAUGUGGGACGCUAUUUCUCUGAGUUUACCGGCACCCACUACAUCCCCAACGCAGAGCUAGAAAUCCGGUACCCGGAGGACCUGGAGUUUGUCUAUGAAACUGUGCAGAACAUUUACAGUGCGAAGAAGGAGAACAUAGACGAGUGACGUCUAGUAGAGGACACUGCACCUUUGCUGCUGCUGCUCUCCCAGAGACCGGGGCUCCGGGGACGUGCCCAGGGCCCCUCUGGAUUCACACCACCAGGAAAGCCACUGCAGCCAGUAGUGCUGGUUGCCUCCUCCUAAGUUUAGAUAGCGUGUGCUCUCCUCCAGCUGCAAAGACAAUGUUGCUCUCCGCCUACACUAGUGAAUUGAUUUGAAAGGCACUGUGUUCAGUGGCAUGGCUUGUACGCUUGUCCUGUGGUGACAGUUUGUGACACUCUGUCUUCAUGCGAUCUCACAGCUGGCACCCUCAGAACCAUUCUCUGUUCACUUUGCAUCCUUACAUCCGUCUACACUUGUCUCAGAGCAUUUCAGUUUGCUGGACAGAUGGGGUCGCCCUAGGCAAUAACGGCUCUCUGACCUCUGGAACACGCAGUCCCAAGCAGGACUGUCCCUCUCUGCACUGAGGUUAGUCGCGUAUUCAGAGGUAAAGUUGAAUGCUUUCUUGGCAGCAUCUUGGAGAUGGAGACAUUAACAAACUAAUGGUAAUUAGAGGCAUUUGAAUUAAUUUUUUUAAUAUGUGAAACACAGAUUCAAGUGUUUAUCUUUUUUUAUUGUUACUUAGACUGGGAGAAUAAUAGUUUUCCCUUCCGUAUUCCUCUGUUGGGCUUAUGCACAUGUCUAUAAAUCAUUAGUUUUCUGUUACCCAGAAUUCUUUGAGAAAAUGCAUAAUAAUGGCCUUUGUGAGUGGACUUUUCCACGUUCAUCUACGCUUCCUCCCUUUAAAACGACUACUUUUUUUCUUAAUCUGCUCCCGUGUGGCGAGUAGGUGUUAAACCAGUGGUGAAACGUGCAGAUCUGACAUGAAAACGUUUGCUGUGCGAAGUCGUCCCCUGGUCUGCAGGGACCAGCGUGUGGGGGUUUCACUUCUGUCAUCAAAAAAGAAGAAAUAAUGAGCCUGGAAACUUUCAUGCCCUUGGUUCAUUCCACGGUCACUUCAGGACUUCUCCGGAAGUCGCUGGGCAGACACGGAGAGUGGGGCCCCCUGGGACGGAGGCGGCAUGCCCUCUGCCUUCUCCAGCCGCCAGUGCCCACGGGCCACCGGGGAAGUGUGUAACUUGGUGUCCCCGUGCCGUGGGCUCCUUCCGAUGUCAUUAGCAAGAGCGUGGAGUGUGCCACUCGACCUGCUGGUUUGGAGCCAGCUAAUCUUGUCAGUAACCGGCAGAGCUACCUUCUGGAGUCAGGGCCUAGUUCUUUUGCUCUCUACUUUGAAAAUACAUUAAUAGGCUCGCUCGAGCGAACGAGGCACUGGGGGCCGUGCUGCCGCCAGCCUUGGCCCGUCUGCCCGUCGGCAUGCGGCUUCCUCACACCGUGCCGAAGGACUGCCUCCCGGUUACCGUUUGGUUAACAGAGGGUAACCCAGGGAUGCCCGAGGUUUGGAAACUUCGUAGCCAGUGAAGGCUGUUAGGCGGUUGUUAGAGAGGUGAGGCUUUGGCAGCCGGCCCCUUCCAGCCUGAGUUAGCUGUUGUCCAGGGUCCACGUCCCUCGUCGCUCCAGUCCGCAGACUGGCGUGGGAGACCGUGCCCUCGCCGCUGCUCGCCUGCCGAGGCGGGGGCACUUUACACUACUCUGCUUUGCAGGCGACGGCGGCCGGCGAGGCCAUCUCCAGGAGACGCAGUCCUCAGAAACACAGAGCGUGCCAGCGGCAGCAGCGUGGGUUCUCUGGUUUGAUUGCUGUUUCUCUUAGAGUCCUGUCCAAGCCAAGAAAGGUGGCUUUACCUUUGCUGCCCCGAUUGUAAAUACGGACCGAGACUGUUUUUAAAUGUGUUUCUCCAUGAAUGCUUCCCCUGGCUCCGGGAAACCUGUAUCACCUGUGUACGUUGGUAUUUGGGCACUUUAUAUUUUUCUAAAAACGUGUUUUGGAUCCUGUACUCUAAUAAAUCAUAAGUUUCUUUU
Molecule: messenger RNA, 3848 nt
Organism: Lepus europaeus (European hare)
Lineage: Eukaryota; Metazoa; Chordata; Mammalia; Lagomorpha; Leporidae
Gene: FBXO21
Product: F-box protein 21
Exons: 12
Coding region: 12-1898 (628 amino acids)
Molecular function (GO): DNA binding; protein binding
Source: RefSeq, a predicted model, not a curated record